CAGAGCGCACGCAGUGGACAUGAAUGGCAACAAGGUGGAGAACCCCAUCGACCUGUAUAUCUACGUCAUCGACAUGAACGACAACCGUCCCGAGUUCAUCAACCAGGUCUACAACGGCUCCGUGGAUGAGGGUUCCAAGCCAGGCACCUAUGUGAUGACCAUCACGGCCAAUGACGCGGACGACCGCACCACGGCCAAUGGGAUGGUGCGGUACCGGAUCGUGACCCAGACCCCGCAGAGCCCGUCCCAGAACAUGUUCACCAUCAACAGCGAGACAGGGGACAUUGUGACCGUGGCAGCUGGCCUGGACCGAGAGGAUUUUUAGGAAAGCAAAACCAGGACCUUUCCAUAGCUCUCAAGAUUCUCCAGCUACACUGUCAGCAAGGGAAGAGGUUUCAUGGAGGGCGAUCCACGUAGUUUUGCUCCAGCUGAAUCUCGCGAUCACCAUCACCGACCGUGGUUAAUGCCAUCACGUUACUCAGUUUCAGGGGGAUCGUCCUGUAGCGACAGGACCAGCAUCUUCCCUUUGC
This is a messenger RNA of Leptonychotes weddellii (Weddell seal), 530 nucleotides long. The record is from RefSeq and is a predicted model, not a curated record. Lineage: Eukaryota; Metazoa; Chordata; Mammalia; Carnivora; Phocidae.